AUGGCCAUGGCCUUCCACUUCCACCCGCUGGCCACCACGCGCGUCCACCUAUCCCCCAUCCCGUUCGCCGCCGCCGCGGGGGCGCCCUCCCCCUCCCCCUCCUCCUCCGUCGCCAUCGCGGCGCACAACCACCACCACCACGGCCGCCGCCGCUUCAACGCCAUCGUGGCCACGGCGGCCGCGCCCUCGGCGGCGGCGACCACGGAGUUCGACUUCAAGGCGUACAUGGGGGAGCGCGCGGUCGCGGUGAACCGGGCGCUGGACGCGGCCAUCCCCGCCGGGGAGCCCCCCGCGGCGCUGCACGACGCGAUGCGGUACGCGCUGCUGGCGGGCGGGAAGCGCGUGCGCCCCGCGCUGUGCCUGGCCGCGUGCGCUGUGGUGGGCGGGCCGGAGGCCUGGGCGAUGCCCGCCGCGGCGGCCGUCGAGAUGGUGCACACCAUGUCGCUCGUCCACGACGACCUCCCCUGCAUGGACGACGACGACCUCCGCCGCGGCAAGCCCACCUGCCACGUCGUCUACGGCGAGCCCAUCGCGGUCCUCGCCGGGGACGCGCUGCUCUCGCUCUCCUUCCACCACAUGGCCAGCGUCGGGUCCUACCCUCCAGACGUAGACCCGGAGAAGCACCCCGCCCGCGUCGUCCGAGCCAUUGGCGAGCUCGCGCGCUGCAUCGGAUCGGAGGGACUCGUCGCCGGCCAGGUUGUCGAUCUUGAGAUGACGGGCACAUCUGAACCUGUGCCCCUUGAACGCCUUGAGUACAUCCAUCUCCACAAGACCGCUGCAUUGCUCGAGGCCUCAGUGGUGAUUGGGGCAAUCAUCGGAGGCGGCACGGAUGAGCAAAUUGAGCGGCUGCGGAAAUAUGCGAGGUCAAUCGGGCUGUUGUUCCAGGUGGUCGAUGACAUACUUGAUGUCACCAAGUCAUCAGAGGAGCUCGGCAAGACGGCGGGGAAGGACUUGGCAAGUGACAAGACGACGUACCUAAAGCUAUUGGGGUUAGACAAGUCACGCGAGUUUGCAGAAAAGUUGCUUUCUGAUGCAAUAGAGCAGCUUGAUUGUUUCGACAAGGAGAAGGCAGCACCUCUGUUGCAUUUGGCCAACUAUAUCGCCCAUAGGCAGAACUGA
Messenger RNA from Miscanthus lutarioriparius, 1119 nucleotides. The record is from the annotation of a GenBank genome assembly. NCBI's taxonomy places the organism in Eukaryota, Viridiplantae, Streptophyta, Magnoliopsida, Poales, Poaceae.